Trichomycterus rosablanca is the source of this 2765-nucleotide messenger RNA. Its product is annotated as zinc finger protein with KRAB and SCAN domains 1. The transcript has 6 exons. Bases 337 to 1734 code for a protein of 465 amino acids. Gene Ontology annotation, biological process: regulation of transcription by RNA polymerase II. The record is from RefSeq and is a predicted model, not a curated record. Gene Ontology annotation, molecular function: RNA polymerase II cis-regulatory region sequence-specific DNA binding; DNA-binding transcription factor activity, RNA polymerase II-specific. Lineage: Eukaryota; Metazoa; Chordata; Actinopteri; Siluriformes; Trichomycteridae.
CAUCUGGUAAUACAUAUCAUUAGUAGGUAGCUCUAGCUAGCAAGGACGUCUCAUUUUACAUAUUACAUUAUAUUCUAGAUUUAAGGAGUUCGCAAUCAGGGUAAGAAAACGAAAAGACAGCGUUAAAGAAAUUACACACACACCUGGAUUUGAAUCCGGAUCCAGAAUUUGAAUCAGAGUCAAGUUUGGAAUCGAACAACCCCAUUAGCCAGCUUUGUUCUCAGUUAUUUACGGUGCUGUAUGGAAUGGAACCUACUACUUAUUAAAACUUGUGGAUCUUGGCUCAGCCUUGGAUUACACAGCAGCUCAAUAUUUUUGCAGGUUUUUUAAAGUGCCAUGGAUGACACAGUGAAGACCUUUCAGGCGCACCUGACCGCCGUUAUGGACAGCCUGGUCCGUGCCUCAGCCUGUGAGAUCACCAAACUUUUCGAGGACACAGUAAACGACUACCUGGUGGAGAUCUCGCUCAACAGAAAGGAGAACGAGGCUCUAAAGCUGCGCCUUCGACUCACAGAAAACAAGCUUAAAAAUGAACGGAAGUACGGCUUGGCCUGGGCUGCCAGUCGACGAGCUGCUGGUCUUCUCAGCUCAGACGAGACUGGAACUAAAAGGCGCAAACUGGAGCCCAGAGGCAAACAGGCCAAGGAGUGGAGCAGUGGUGUGUGGGAGGAGGGGGCUGGAGGAGCCGAGGAUGAGAGGAGGGACGUGAGUCGAGUGCAUCCACCAACCACAGGCGAGGCAGAGGAGCCGAAGGAGGAGAGGAGACGCGUCUCCGGGGAGAGGAAGGAGGUGGCCAGCGUUAAGGAGGAGCUCGAGUGUGAGCAGGAUGGAGGCUAUAGGAGCGAGUCAGUGAGGCUGCUGCAGGAGGCGCUACAGAUCAGUGAGAGCAGCUCAGCACAUGGAGAGCUGGAUGCUGUCUCUGCUGCUGCUUCUAGUUUAGCUGUGGGUGAAGUGUGGCACCAGCAGCCCACUCUCUCAGCAGAACCUACGAACAGUGCUGAUGAUCUCAGUGGGUUAGAGACUGCCCUAAAGACAGAGUGCGAGAGGGAGGAGGCCCAGACCAGCCACUCCCAUUCUGGAACUAGAGCUGAAGGCGUGGAAUUCAUCGGCCUGGAUGGUUUGUGUAGCUCUCAGCAAGGGUCCGCUUCCUUAAAUCGUGAAGCCGACCCUUCUGAACUACAUCUCACAUCAACCAGUGGGAGCCAGGGAGACGAGGAGGAGGUAGAGUCGGGUCCGGAGGUUGACCUCCUGCAUUACUGUACACAGUGCGGUGGUGGCUUUAACUCCGCCUCUGAUCUGGCUGAACAUGUUUGCUCAUUGGUAGAGGAACGUUUUCAGUGCCCGGCAUGCGGCCAAGCUUUUAGUCAUGCUUGGAACUUGAAAAGCCAUGAAUGUGUGCAGGCAGGUGAGCAGUCACACCGCUGUGAACUCUGCGGCAAAUGCUUUACACACUCACGCUCCCUUGAACGGCACCAGAUGGUGCACACGGGCCAGAGGCCACAUCGGUGCCCACAGUGUGGUCGCAGUUUCAGCCGCCUGGGCAACUUGGAGCGGCACCAGCGCAUUCACACUGGUGAGCGGCCAUAUGAGUGUGGAGCAUGCGGCAAACGAUUCAGUCGCAUCGAGUAUAUGAAGCGUCAUCAGCAAAUCCACAAUGGUGAAAAAGGAGAAGAAAAUCAGACACUCUGUGACACUGAGUUGGUAAAGCGCCAGCAGUGCUUUUCCAGCGCCUAAAAAACAGGGUAAUGAUGAAGUGAAUCCUUCAAAGAUCAGUAAUCACAAAUAUUCUUGCAUCCUCAAAUUUGAUAUUUUUUCUGUAUUAGACACUUUAGGGAUUGACACAAGUACUUGUGAUGACCAUAUAACACAUGCAUCUAUUUUAAUUUCUAAACCUUGUUAUAGUUGUUUUUUAUGCUGCAGUAUGUAACUCGAAAGGCGAAAUCUAAUUUUUCUGAUAAAUAGCUAAAGUCCAUCUCGCAACACAGGCUCACAAUAAAACACAGUCAGAUCCAGUUAUUGACACCCCUGUAAAGAUAAGCAAAAUAAUCUUAGAAACAAAUAGCAUAACGGAAAUUAAAUUUUAGUUAUAAAAUUUUUGAGCAAAAAGAAUGACUGUUCAACCUCCUGUUCAAACAGUACCAUAUGUUGCAAUCAUCUGCAAUUGUCUUUUGCCUUAAAAAUAGCAGAGGCUUUUAUUAUCGCUUUAUCCGGGUAAGGAACACAGUGGGUCUGGUUUCCAUUGCAAAAUUCUGGGCACAGGGCAGAAUACCCUGGACAGGACAGCAAUCCAUUGCAGGGAUGCAGGCCAUCCCCACAGACAUAGCCAAUUAUGUCUGUGUGGCUGCCCAGCUGGCUGGUAGCACAGCUAAGGUUGGUUCAAACCUGGAUCUGUUGGCUGUGAAAGCCAAAGAAGCCCACUAAACGUAUUUUUAAGUUCAUAGAAACAGUUAAAAUCAUUUGUUUUUGCUAUGACAUUGUCUUGAAAUUAGCAAUUAUAAGAUGAGUAAAUUGUGCACAUGGCCAGCAAAAAUCUGCAAUGCUUGACUGGUAUUAGAAAGUCAUUGAGAACAGUUGUAAAGAAUUUAGUCUCCAAUUACUCAAAAGUUACCUACUGCAGCUUUAAAUUUUAGUACCAAACAAGAAGAUGGUUUUUUUUUAGCAAUUGAAGGCAUAUUUUGGUUGAUUGUAAGGUCUUGAUUCAGAACAGUAGAGCAUUUAUCAAUGUUCUUUCUACAUAUGUGGAAGUAAAUGUGUUGUGCAAAUGA